CGUAAAGAAACACCACUUUAGCAAUGGGCUUUAUAAUUCUCUACAGGGAGUGAGUGCUCUCAUCCUAGCUAACUGACAGUGAAAAAGGGUUCUUACAGAGGUCCUAUUGGUGGAUACUUUUACAGGACACAUUUAAGUAAGCAGAUUCAACAAGAGCUAAAAACUUGCCGAAACCAUUUGUAGAAAAGAUAGCUGAACAUUAGAAGUCUAGUGUCAUCACUAUCCAAGGACAUGGUCUUGCCGGGAACAGGAUUACCACGGUAUAGACUGUGAUGGAUAGCAACUUAAGUGGAGACGCCACCACUGGAUCUGCAAUUUCACUGGAGAUAAGCAUCAUGGGAAGGUUCCUGUUUUGGGUCUCUCUGUAGGACUGAGCCUAUGAGUGAGCCACUAUGGGGGACUGGAACUUGUUGGGCAAGCUGUUGGAGAGUGCCCAGGAGCACUCCACCGUAGUGGGCAAGGUCUGGCUGACCGUGCUCUUCAUCUUCAGGAUCCUGGUGUUGGGAGCUGCAGCUGAGAAGGUGUGGGGUGACGAGCAGUCUGGCUUCACCUGUGACACCAAGCAGCCUGGUUGUCAGAAUGUCUGCUAUGAUAAGACUUUCCCAAUCUCUCACAUCCGCUUCUGGGUGUUGCAGAUCAUCUUCGUGUCCACGCCCACUCUGAUCUACCUGGGCCACAUCCUGCACCUGGUGCGCAUGGAGGAGAAACAGAAGCAGAAGGAGAAAGACUUGGCUGCGCAGCUGGCCAUCCACAAUGACAAGCAGCAGCUGCUGCCUGACGCCAAACCCAAGAAGCCCCCAGUCCGGGAUGAUCAGGGCCGCAUCCGCCUGCGAGGGGUCCUGCUUCGCACCUAUGUCUUCAACAUCAUCUUCAAGACCCUGUUUGAGGUGGGAUUUAUCGUAGCCCAGUACCUGCUCUAUGGGUUUGAGCUGAAACCUCUGUACACCUGUAACCGCUCACCCUGCCCCAACGUGGUGAACUGCUACAUCUCCAGGCCCACAGAAAAGACUAUCUUCAUCAUUUUCAUGCUGGCAGUGGCGUUCAUCUCGCUGCUACUGAACCUAGUCGAGAUGUAUCACCUGGGGUUCACCAAGUGCCGCCAGGGCCUCCGGUAUAGACGUGCCCAGUCCACAUUUGAGGCAGGGUACAAGGUCCCCAGUGAGGCAGUAGUGCCCUUUGUCCCGAACUAUAACUACUUCCCCAGGCACCAACCAGCCCCUGAGCCAUACCAUGCAGACGAGUACAUCUUGACUGAGCCUGACACUGCCUACCACGCCUACAGCAGCAAAGUGGCUUACAAGCAGAACAGAGAUAACCUGGCCGUAGAGAGGAACAGUAACCAAGAAGGGGGUGACACCACAGAAAAUAAAGGUUCCAGUUCUGCUCCAGGGUCACCUGCAGAGAACCAACGGCGUCCGAGUCGAUCCAGCAAGCACAGCAAUAAUAAGACCAGACUAGACGAUCUAAAGAUCUGAAGGACAGUUAUGGCUUAUUUCCACCACAGGGUUAUAUACAGUGGCUUGGCCUACAGAUCUAAACUUUUGUGUUUCCACCUGAGGUGGCGGGAAAAAAUAGUUGGGCCUUGGACCUAAUCUGACUUGGGGCCAGACUUGGGACCAGAGUGGGACUGUCGGAGAUGCAUUAAAGCUGGAAUUCUUAAUGGUGAAACUGCCACGGCUGUUUGCAAUAUUACAACAAAGAAGUUACUGCAAACAAAAAAGUUUUUUCCCCUUCUGACAUCAUUGCACACAUGAUAGCACAUCAGCAUAUGUAUUGGAAUGUUUUGGACAAUUUCCCUAGUAUAAAACCAAGGUGUAUACACAACACAGGUAUCAGUCAAAAUGCAGCAUUAGCCUAUUUCCACACCCUGAACAUCACCCUGUACCAAAGUAGAGUAGAGGGCUUAGGAUCAUUUUGUUUACUUGCUCGAGAUAAACAUUUUACUCCUGAAAACAGAACUUCUCCAACUGAAAAACAUCAGAUGUUUGAGGCAUUGACGCAAUGCUGUGUCCUAUGUGCAGUGCUACAAACAGAGGUGGGCUCAUGUUCUACUUUAGUUGUUACUGUACAGAGCAAUCCCGUGGCCAGCAGACAAGACCCAAGUACGGGGUAAAAUGUACUCCCUGGACAAGUGCCAUAUCUCUAUCGGUCUCGGGAGUCUGUAUGCAAAGAGGCCAAUCGAACUCCAAAGCUUCAUUAAUUAGUUAGGGCAUAAGAAAAGCAACAGUUGGGAGGUUUUCUCCCAUUAGCCAAACAUUUGCCACGUAGAGUAUAAUAUUUCAAAGUGUUCAAGGCAAGUUGUUUUAUGAACCCUUAUUAUGCUGAUUAUUCUGACUGGGAAUAAUGACAAAGCAAAUGCUUGUCCGUUUCAUAUCACUGUGUAAUCCUUUGGCAGACCACAUACCAGAAAGAGUUUACAUGCAGAACACAUUUCAUUGAUUUUACAACCAUGAAUAAUGAUUUUAAUGAAAGAAUUUGUACAAGACAUUCUCAAUUCUAUAUGCAUCCUUUAAUUAUAAAGACAGAAAAUAAACAUAGUACAUAUUCAACUUUUCUCAAGACAUUCAGGACUGAAAAUGCAUUAAAACAUACUAUUUUGUCAAGACAAUACAAUCUAAGCAGGAUUAAAAUUAAGUAAAUAAAAAACUAUUCUAUUACGAUGUUAGGCUUAUUUUGUUUAAUGAAUGUUAUGAUUGUUACAAUAAGAAAUGAUUAAAUGAGGGGCAAUAUACACUACAUGUCCAAAAGUAUGUGCACUCUUCCAGGAAGGCUUUCCACUAGAUUUUGGAACAUUGCUGCAGGGACUUGCUUCCAUUCAGCCACAAGAGCAUUAGUGAGGUCGGGCAAUGAUGUUGGGCGAUUAGGCCUGGCUCGUAGUCGGUGUCUGCCACAAAGUUGGAAGCACAGAAUCGUCUAGAACGUCAUUGUAUGCUGUAGGAUUAAGAUUUCCCUUCACUGGAACUAAGGGGCCUAUUCCGAACCACGAAAAACAGCCUCAGACCAUUUUUACUCCUCCACCAAAGUUUAGUUAGUACUACGCAUUCAGGGAGGUCGCUUUCGAGGCAUCCACCAAACCCAGACUUGUCCAUCAGACUGCCAGGUGGUGAGUCCAAUGGCUGCAAGCUUUACAUCACUCCAGCCGACGCUCAGUAUUGCGGAUGGUGAUCUUAGGCUUGUGUGCAGCUGCUUGGCCAUGGAAACCCAUUUCAUGAAGCUACUGACAAACAGUUAUUGUGCUGACGUUGCUUCCAGAGGCAGUUUGGAACUCGGUAGGGAGUGUUGCAACAGAGGACAGACAAUUUUGACAUGCUUCAGCACUCGGUGGUCCUGUUCUGUGAGCUUGUGUGGCCUACCACUUCGUGGCUGAGUCGUUGCUGCACCUAGAUGUUUCCACUUCACAAUAACAGCACUUACAGUUGACAGGGGCAGCUCUAGCAGGGCAGAAAUUUGACAAACUGACUUGUUGGAAAGGUGGCAUCCUAUGACAGUGUCAUGCUGAAAGUCACUGAGCUCUUCAGUAAGGCCAUUCUACAGCCAAUGUUUGUCUAUGGAGAUUGCAUGGCUGUGUGCUCAAUUUUAUACACCGGUCAGCAACGAGUAUGGCUGAAAUUGCCCAAUCCUCUAAUUUGAAGGGGUAUUCACAUACUUUUGGACAUGUAGUGUAUAUACAUUAGCUAUGAAGUAAAAAGUCUGCCAUUACUAUGAGCUUCUCGAUACUGUACAUGUGAACAUAUGGCAGCAAUAAAUGGUUUUCCCCUCACUGGCCACAUGGUAAACACAGAUUUAAAGUGUUUAAGUUGAAAAUGAUUGCUUACAUAGGGUCCUGUGUGGCUCAGUUGUUAGAAUAUGAAGCUUGCAACACCAGGGUUGUGGGUUCGAUUCCCACCAGAGACCAGUACAAAAAAAGUUAGGCGAACGUAUGCACUCACUACUGUAAAGCCACUCUAGAUAAGAGCGUCUGCUAAAUAACGAACACGUAAAUAUCAUCACUAUCUGAACAUUAGGCCUUUGAAUGAAACAAAAUCGAGGCUGGCGUUGGGGGUGAAAUGCAGUGUCAAUUAAAUGGAUUUGUGGACUACUUCUAUAAUACAGCUGUUCUGUACACUUCAUAAAAAACAAAUGUAUGACUUUUCAAUACGAACAACAGACAUGAAGUCUCAACUAGUUGUCGUUGACAGUGCCCAAUGUACUUGGGCAUUCAAAAUAGAUUACCUGAACUGAUGGUGGUAUACUACAGUCCUAUUAAGGUUCUGUACAUACACUAAUUGUACAAAACAUUAGGAACACCUGUUCUUUCCAUAAAAUAGACUGACCAGGUGAAAGCUAUGAUCCCUUACAGAUUUCACCUGUUAAAUUCACUUCAAUCAGUGAAGAUGAAGGGGAGGAGACAGGUUAAAGAAGGAUUUGUAAGCCUUGAGACAUUCUGGUGGUGAAUGGGCAAGACAAAAGAUUGAAGUGCCUUUGAACAGGUUAUUUUAGUAGGUGCCAGGCCAACCGGUUUGAGUGUGUCAAGAACUGCAACGCUGUUGGGUUUUUCACACUCAACAGUUUUCCUUGUGUACCAAGAAUGGUUCGCCAGCCAAAGACAUCCAGCCAACUUGACACAACUGUGGGAAGCAUUGGAGUCAACAUGGGCCAGCUGUGGAACGCUUUCGACACCUUGUAGAGCCCAUGCCCAGACAAUUUGAGGCGGUUCUGGGGACAACGGUGGGGGAGGGGUGCAACUGAAUAUUAGGAAGUUGUUCCUAAUGUUUUGUGCACUCAGUGUAAUGGUAAUUCUAUGGGGUAAAUGCUCACUGAACUAUUUGUGUAGGGGUGAAUUAGGAAAAAAAACAUGGAACAAAAAUGCAUUGUAGUUAUGGUUGUCAUCCCUUGUGCUAGCGGCUUCCAUGUUAGCAAUGUACACUAUAUAUACUUGUUGUGCAAUCUAUCAGUGCGGCUGUCAGUCCAUGUCUUCCUGUGCUGGGUGCUCAUCAUAGACAUCCUUGACAGCCAGGAUCCUGUUGAGCAUAAUUCCCAGCCUGCCCUUGUCCAUGGGGACAUCAGAGUACCAGCGAGAACUCUCGGCCAUACAUGUGCCCUCCGGCUGCAGGUAGAAUGCAUUGCAGCUGCUCCGCACACCAUCAGAGCUGUAAGAACACAAAGACAGACACCAUAUGUGGAUCUAAAAAAAAUAAGAACUUUGUUUUAUUUAUUCAUUCCAAACAAUGUUCCCUGAGCGGAAACUUGAACGUUGUGAGAAUUUUGUGCAACUUCCUGCACGUUUACAGUGAACACUGAGGCGGCAGGUAGCCUAGUGGUUAGAGCGUUGGACUAGUAACCGGAAGGUUGCAAGGUCGAAUCCCAGAGCUUGACAAGGUAAAAAUCUGUCGUUCUACCCCUAGGCAGUCAUUGAAAAUAAGAAUUUGUUCUUAACUGACUUUCCUAGUUAAAUAAAGGUCAAAUAAAAUAGGCUGUACCACUUACAGUAGCCAACUUGAUCAUAAUGUAGGCCUACCAUUGGCACAAAUCCCAUAUUUUCACAUGGUAGAGUCCAUGCCCAGGCUUUUGAUUUCUACAAUACAGUAUAUGUGGUGUUCAAUGCAGUGCUCUGACUGCAUGAGACAAAAUAAUAUAUUAUGAAGGGCUUGACAAUGAUUUUUUACUUGGUCUGUAACACCAUGGGCCAAAUAGGUGACUAAACUGCAUAGUAUGAUGCAAGAAACCACUUUACAAAAUACAAUUCAUUAUUAUUACCAUACAGAGAAUUAGACAAUUGGCUUAUUUGCAUAUUCAAGCCGGUCUCAAAAUAAAACACUGUCACUAAUUAUGACAUAAGCUUUUUACCUGACUGACUAUUCAUAGACAGCUUGAAAUAUAGCCUAAGCCUAAAUGUUUUGUGCUGACCUACACUUAUCUAGAACUGGGCUAAUAACUCACUAACCUGCAAAUAAUAUCAACAAAUGCACACAUACACAGCUCUGUGCUGAUCUAAAAAGCGCAUUCACUCCCGGGUGAUAGAAAAAACACUCGUGGGCUAUAACCCGCAAUAUAAUUUUACUCCUUUGCGCUCUGGCUCUGCCUACAACAAAAUCAGACUCAAUCUGGCAAAAUUAUAAUUUUUGGGUUUUGUUGCAUAUAAUGUUGAUUCAAUAACAGUCUCAUUUCUUCUGCACGUCAGUCCUGGAGGUGGUGCGUGGCCACCCGCAGCUUAGAGGGAACAUUGGAGUCAAUGAAUCAAACAAAUUCCAAAUCUUUGACAGCAGGGACAGUCCAAGGCCUUUAACUGGCAUUUUAAAUCCUGCUUUGCAUACCCGGACAGUCCACAUUGCUUACCAUUUGGAGAGGUAGAACUCAAAGAAUUUGACGGGGCAUCUGAGAGGGUUCAUCCGGUUCUCUUGUUGCUCCAGCUCAGAAGGCUCAUCUCGUUUCCUCUUUCCCAAGCCGACCUCUGUGUGUGUGUGUGAACAGAACAGAGUACAGGCUCACUUCACUGUCUAACCCCUGGGCCUUUAGUUUAACAAUUGGCUUCAGUUACAGUUAGGGCUAUGUUAAACUGAUGAAGAGGAUGUCCGGACAGUUACGGGGAUCAGUGUUGAGGUUUCUGAUGAAAAUAACUAUUUUUUAUUUAUUUAUUUUAUUUCACCUUUAUUUAACCAGGUAGGCAAGUUGAGAACAAGUUCUCAUUUACAAUUGCGACCUAGCCAAGCUAAAGCAAAGCAGUUCGACAGAUACAACGACACAGAGUUACACAUGGAGUAAAACAAACACAGUCAAUAAUACAGUAUAAACAAGUCUAUAUACAAUGUGAGCAAAUGAGGUGAGAAGGGAGGUAAAGGCAAAAAAAAGCCAUGGUGGCAAAGUAAAUACAAUAUAGCAAGUAAAACACUGGAAUUGUAGUUUUUUAUAAAACCAUGUCACUGUCAUACUUAUAAAAAGGUUAAUAAAAUGAAUAUUAUUUUGCA
Messenger RNA from Oncorhynchus nerka (sockeye salmon), 6944 nucleotides. RefSeq names its product gap junction alpha-3 protein-like. Gene Ontology annotation, molecular function: gap junction channel activity. The transcript is spliced from 2 exons. Lineage: Eukaryota; Metazoa; Chordata; Actinopteri; Salmoniformes; Salmonidae. The record is from RefSeq and is a predicted model, not a curated record. Gene Ontology annotation, biological process: cell-cell signaling. Bases 393 to 1475 code for a protein of 360 amino acids. Gene Ontology annotation, cellular component: connexin complex.